AUGUUGCUUAAUCCCUGUUCGCCCCACACACAGUGGUGUGACAAGCUGGAGGCUGGCAAGGCGCAGGGGGAGGGGGAGGGGGAGGCACGGACUGGGGAAGGUGCAUCUGCAGGGAAGGCGAAGGGGGGUUCGUCCAUCGAUGCGCUGCUGGCGAAUGAAGUGGCAGCACUCAAGAAACAGGUGCGUGCGUGUGGAGAGGGGGUUGAGGAAACAGGUGUGUGUGUUUUGCAGCGGCUCACAGGUGCCCCUGUUUUGUUCCCCUUGUGCAUCCUCGCCUCCUUGUUCCCUCCUUUCUCUUCUCCCUCCCUUCCUUGUGCAUGCCCCUCAGCCACGGUUCAUGAGUGUGUAGUCUGGGUGCAAGGCGCUGCUGUUCGCAUAAAUGCCCAGCACAAAGACCCAUCACUUCCCUCUCUCGCAAUCCUCUUUUCCCUCCCUCUUCCUCCCCUUGCCCCUCGUCUUGUCCCUCCCCUUGUCCUGAACGCUCUCACCUGGUGA
Closterium sp. NIES-65 is the source of this 495-nucleotide messenger RNA. The record is from the annotation of a GenBank genome assembly. NCBI's taxonomy places the organism in Eukaryota, Viridiplantae, Streptophyta, Zygnematophyceae, Desmidiales, Closteriaceae.